AUGUCUCAUCUUCACCCCCAUCUCCUCCUCCUCCUCCUCCUCCUCCUCCUCCUGCCUGUGUUUGGCCGGUGUCAGACUGGUGGUCAGUUUGAUGUGUGUCGGUCACUGCGUGGCUCAGAGGCGGGGCCUGGAUGGGAGUUUUAUGCUUGUCAGCCUCCACCUGCCAACAUGAAGGAGGUGAUGCAGAUCAGAGUUGACCCCCCCGGAAUCACAUGUGGAAACCCACCAGAGAGAUUCUGCACACUGGAGAAUCCAUACCUGUGCAGCGAUGAGUGUGAUGCGUCCAGCCCAGACCUGUCUCACCCUCCACAGCUAAUGGGAGACAGGGAGCGGGGAGGACUAAUCACCUACUGGCAGACAGUCACAUGGUCCAGGUAUCCUGAGCCCCUAUUGGCCAACAUCACACUGUCCUGGAAUAAGAGUCUGGAGGUCGUCGAUGACAUCAUCGUCACCUUCGAGUAUGGCCGACCAACGAGCAUGGUGCUUGAGAAAUCUCUGGACAAAGGGCUAACGUGGCAGCCGUAUCAAUACUACGCUGACGACUGUCUAGAGGCCUUUGGCAUGUCUCCGAAACAGGUUUCCGACUUAGCACCGAGUAACUUGACCCGGGUCAUCUGUACUGAGCAGUACUCCCGCUGGGUUGGAGCAAAGGAAGAGAAGGUUGUGGUGUUCGAGGUGCGCGCUCGGUUUGGAGUGUUUGCAGGUCCAAAGUUGAUCAACAUGGAUGCCCUGUACACCCGGAUGGAGACGAUGAAGGGUCUGAGAGACUUCUUCACCUUCACCAACCUCCGCCUGCGACUCCUCCGCCCAGCACUGGGAGGGACUUAUGUCCAGAGAGACAACCUACUUAAGUACUUCUACGCUAUCUCCAACAUUGAUGUACCUGCCAGGUGUAAGUGUAACCUCCAUGCUUCUCAGUGUGUGUUACGUGAUGCAACGUUGCAGUGUGACUGUGACCACAACACAACUGGACAGGACUGUGAACGCUGCAGCCAAGGCUUCAAUCCUCGUAGCUGGAGACCUGGAUCUUACCUACCCCUGGCCAAAGGCACUGCCAACACCUGUGAAGCAGCAGAAAUGGCAGCUACGGAUGGUGACUCUAACUCAGCAGCACCAGACAGACCAUCUGCCUCAUCAAAUGGAGUGACUGACAUUACUACUAUUGCUACUACAAACACUGUUUCUACAAUUGGCACUUAUUUGACUGCCUCUACUGACCAAACUAGUACUAUUUUUAUGUACACAAUGACUUCUGAUGCAGCUCCUACAAGCACAGCAAGUGCUAUUUCAGCCAGUGCUUUCACUACCUCUGACACAUGGAGUAUUAGUACUGCAGAAAUAACUACUGAUAUCCCUGUAUUUAGCACUGACAAUGUUCUUACUACCCCUACUACCACAAUGGACACUAACUCUACAACUUACAUUAUUAGUACUAGUGAUACCGGUGAUUUUCCUAAAGCUGGUUUAGACUCAACAGCAGUUGACACCAGUACUACAGUUUUUACUACUUUCAGUAGUGCUGUUAGUACUGCAGGUUCUGAUGCAUUUCCAGACUUUAGCAGUGCAGCAGGACCUACAGCCAACACAGCUCCAUCCAGCAGCCCAGACCUGGAGACUGUAGGCAAACUAGACCCUACAGUACCAGACACCACCACUCCUAGUACCACUAUUAGCACCAGUUCCAUCACCAGUACCAACAGCAUCACUAUCCCAGGCCCAAGCACUGACUCUGAGGUGUCUAUUUCUGACCCAGCGACUCCAUCCUCUGACUCCAACUCCUCACCAGACAGCACAGACUCCACAUUCUCUGACACUGGUACUGACAACAUGAUCACCAGAACAACCCUAUCUGCUGAUGGUACUACAACAGCAACCGGAACACCAACAACAGCAACCGGAACACCAACAACAGCAUUCAUCCCAGUAUUAACCCAAACCAAUGACGGGGCUCCAUCAGGAGACACUCAAUCAACUAUGUCAGUCACAACCAAUCAGGCUGGAGAUCCUUCAUUUACAGCAGGAACUGACACAACUUCUCCUGAUGUUCCUCCAGACACUCAGAUGAAUAUUCCUCCUGCUGGUGUACCUGAUGAAGCUCCUCCUGGUGUACUAACUCCUGAUGCACCUCCUCCUGAUGAAGCUUCUCCUGGUGUACUAACACCUGAUGUACCUCCUCCUGAUGAAGCUUCUCCUGGUGUACUAACUCCUGAUGUACCUCCUCCUGAUAAACCACCUUCCAAUGUGUCUCGUCCUGAUGAAGCUCUUCAAGAUGUACCUCCCUAUGAUAUAUCUCCUCUGGAUUUAACUCUUCCAUAUGUACCUUCUCCUGAUAUACCUCCAGAAUUCAUUCUUCCUGAUGUACCCCCUCUUGAUAUACCUUCUACUAAUGCACCUCCUCUAGAUGUACCUUCUCCUGAUGCACGUCCUUCCGAAAUACCUCCUCCAGAUGUACCUCGUCCAGAUGUAGCUCCUGGUGUACUCCCUCCAGAUGUACCUCCUGGUGUGCCUCCUCCAGACAUACCGCUUCCUGAUAUACCUUCUCCUGACGUACCUCUUCCUGAUGUGCCUCCUCCAGGUGUUCCUCUAGAAGCACCCUCCUCUAGGAUCCCUGACACACUUAUCGAUGUACCUUCUCCUGAUGGAGCACCUCCUGAAGUAUCUCGUCCUGAUGCUUCUGUAGAGUCCUUGUUGCCUUCUUCUGAAGGAGGAGAAGGUGAUGCUGUACCAGACACAAGCUCCACCACCUUAAAUCGUUCGGACCCUUCUGGUGAUUUUGCCCCUGUGGACUUCACCUUCCCUUUCCCGGAUGAUCCAAAUUCAGUUGAAUCUCGACAAGAUUCUGGACCAGUGCCUGUUAGUGAUCCUGGGAACCUUCCAGAUGAUUCCCGUGGAUCUGUUGAUGUUACUGGAUCAAAUUCAGUGGAUUCUGAACUGGAUUCUGUCUCAGUAGGGCCAGGUACAGAGGUGAAAAAGAAUGAUGAAAUACAAUCAAACAGAACUGACUCCUCUGCAUCAGGCAGUGGAAGUCCUGGUCUAGAUUCUAGACCUGAUUCUUCCCAAGCAGUUGAUUCCUCAGCAGCUCCAACGGAAGGAAAGUCAUCUGGAGAGGAUUCAGCUGCUGGUGGACCAGCAGGAGUAUCAGAGUCCGAUGAAAAGAGAGUCUCAAAACAAGAGAAGACAGAGGAGGAAAAAAAGGAGAAAGCAACCCAGAAGAUUCUGAUUCCAGGAGGACCAAAGUUCAGUCAGCUGUCCAAAAUCGCCUACGUCACCUUCCAGGACUGUGAGUGUAACAGUCACUCCAACCGCUGCAGCUACAUCGACUUCCUCAAUGUGGUCACAUGUGUGAGCUGUAAACACAACACACGAGGUCAGAGCUGCCAGUCUUGUCGCCUUGGUUACUACAGAAACGCCUCGCUGUCACUGGACGACGAGAACGUUUGUAUCGAGUGUGACUGCGACAUGGAGAGGAGUCUGUCUCCUCACUGCUCGGAUUCAGGGCUCUGUCAGUGUAAACCUGGAGCCACUGGACGGCGCUGUGACUCCUGCCUCCCUGGAUACACCUGGAGAGGAGGUGGAGCCAGCUGCACAGUUAACAUCUGUGAUGAGGAGAGCUUGAUUUGUCAGAACGGAGGAACCUGCAUCGACUUCCAGCGCUGCAUGUGUCCGGAAAACUUCACAGGUUUGUUCUGCGAGAAGAGCAUCUGUCUGAAGAAUAGCGGUUGCCCUGAAGGCGCUGAGGGCUCCGCCUCCUCUCUGACAUCACACCUUUACCUGCUGACCCUCAGUUUGAUCUCCUCCACCAUCUCCUAACCACGCCCACUGACCCAGGGCCAUGCCCACCAAUGAUAUCGAGGAGCUGAGCCUGUUUCCUAUUAGAACAAGAUGUGACAUCAUCAUUCAGCUGAUCAGCUGCUUUGUUUCACAGAGUUGAAGAGCACUGCUCUGCCAUCAACUAGUGAUCACCGUUACUCACAUGAAAGUCAAAGUUUGUACCUGAGGCAAUAAAAUGUUGAAAGUAGUGGAAUCAUCACAGAAAGUGUUUACAGCUGCUGUGGCCACCAACAAGGCCAACAAGAAAAACAGCUGACAUGUUUCAUCUUUUCCACUACAACAUGAAAAUAACAUGUAAUAAUCAAUAUAAUCAACUCAUUAACACUUUAUCUCCCUUUUAAUGACCCAGUGUGACAACAUGAUAACAACAGAUGAUGUCUGCAUCUCCCACUUGAUUCAGUCUGUUGGUUUUAAUCUUAAUAAACACGAUCUGGUUUCUGGUCAACAACUUCCUAUCAGGACUCACUGGAGGUCUCUGAUUGGUCAGCAUGCUGCCAUGUGAUUAGAUUUCCUGUCAGAACACACCUGUGGUUUGCCUCUCAAACAUUGUGAGGAUGACAUUUCCUCUCUCUGAUUGACUGAGAUAUCUGUCCACAAUCAGCCUCUGUGCUGUGUUCUGAUUGGUGCACAUUCACACUGCACCACAGAUCCUGGUGACAUCGUACAGUUACCAUGGAGACACACCAUCACCACCACUUUUCUCUCUCUUUCUCUCACACACACACACACGCAGAAAAUGUGUGUGUAAUUAACUGUCAGUACUUGACCUUUGAGUUCAUGAGCUA
Acanthopagrus latus (yellowfin seabream) is the source of this 4616-nucleotide messenger RNA. RefSeq names its product mucin-5AC-like. Bases 1 to 3810 code for a protein of 1269 amino acids. Lineage: Eukaryota; Metazoa; Chordata; Actinopteri; Spariformes; Sparidae. The record is from RefSeq and is a predicted model, not a curated record. The transcript has 12 exons.